AUAUAGAGCAUGCAAAUUAGAAGAGGUGACAUUGGUGAAAGUCAUUAGUCAUGGAUAUGUCAAGCAGCAAUAGUUUAAUACUGGUCCUGGUGUUGUUUGCAUUCUGUUGUGAAAUGCAAAUGAUUGCAGGAAUAGACUAUGUGACAUGCACCUCUCUUGGUAGCCCAUGCUUUGGGAAGAAAAGGGAAUGCCCUUAUGAGUGCCCUCUUAAAUCACCAUCUGACCCAAAAGCUAAAGUCUGCUAUAUUGACUGUUCUUCUCCCACCUGCCAAACUUAUUGCAAACGUUACAAACCAGACUGCAAUGGUCGUGGAUCUGCAUGCUUGGACCCUCGCUUUGUUGGAGCAGAUGGCAUUGUUUUCUACUUCCAUGGAAGGCGCAACGAGCAUUUCACCUUAGUAUCUGACGCCAACCUCCAAAUCAACGCCCGUUUUAUCGGUCUUAGGCCUGCCGGUAGAAGCAGGGACUAUACUUGGAUUCAAGCAUUGGGACUCCUCUUUGAUUCCCACAAGUUCACUGUUGAGGCCACCCCAGCUGCUAACUGGAAUGAUGGAAUUGACCAUUUGAAGUUCUCUUACAAUGGAGAGGAACUUGUCAUCCCAGAAGGUUACCUCUCUGCAUGGCAAUCUCCAGAAAAUCAACUGAGAGUGGAAAGAACAUCAAGCAAGAACAGUGUUUUGGUUAAUCUGCCUGAAGUUGCAGAGAUAUCUAUCAAUGUGGUUCCUGUCACUAAGGAAGACAGUAAGAUCCACAACUAUCAGAUUCCUGAUGAUGAUUGUUUUGCUCACUUGGAGGUGCAGUUCAAAUUCUAUGGUCUAUCCUCCAAAGUGGAUGGGGUUCUUGGAAGGACUUAUCAGCCUGAUUUUCAGAAUCCGGCGAAGCUAGGUGUGGCAAUGCCAGUAGUCGGAGGGGAAGACAGGUACAGAACCUCAUCACUUCUUUCUGCAGAUUGUGGUGAUUGUGUAUUUGCUCCUGGUCAGGCUUCAGAGAAGAAGAACUCCAUGAUGGAAUAUGGUAUGCUGGAUUGCACUGGUGUGGCCAACGGUGGCAAUGGAAUAGUUUGCAGAAGAUAAAUAUAUGAGUUGUUGGAAGUUGUAAGUGUGAUAAGAUAAUAUUUUCUUUCUAUUGGGAAAAAAUAAAUGUACUGUGCACCCUGAUUUCUUGUUUGUAUUCUUGUUGAAUAAGAAGUGUAAUCUUGUGUUUGUUUAUUUCAUAAAUAAAUAAAUAUUGUUGUGUCAA
Molecule: messenger RNA, 1239 nt
Organism: Lotus japonicus
Lineage: Eukaryota; Viridiplantae; Streptophyta; Magnoliopsida; Fabales; Fabaceae
Exons: 2
Coding region: 51-1073 (340 amino acids)
Source: RefSeq, a predicted model, not a curated record